AUGGCGAACUUCUCACUUGACUUCGACGAUGCCGACUUCACAACAGAAGACCUGUUGACAUGGGAUUUAGCCUCGGGUGGUGACCACGACUUGGGCAAAGACCAUUUCCCCCAACCUCAUCACAAUGGAGUUGACAGCUAUGGCUUGUCGAGUGCUCCUGGUGAUCCUCUUCAAGGGUGGUUAGACCAGCAAGUUCCUCUGAACAAUGGACCUCUCACGGAUAACCUCAACUUUCAACACAAUGCGCUUGUCUCAGAAUCAUCGUCAAACUUGGCAACGACUACCACACAGACCCCUUUCCAAGCUGCGCCAAGGCAUGAUUCGACAACCAGCCUGCAAUCAAUGGCCAGCGCGGCGUCCUCGAGUAGUCGUCGGGGGCAGCGAAUUGUCGGCGCCUACCCCUGCGCACAAUGCGAUCGAGUGUUCGAUGUGCCAAGCGACCUACGCCAUCACGAGAGAAAUCACAUGGCAGCCAACAGCCGGCCGUACAAAUGCCAUUAUUGUGGCCAACGCUUCCUGUACCCCAAGGACCGCACCAGGCAUGUGCUGCGAAAACACACUUCAGCUGGAGCACAAUCUGACUCACUCACACGCACUCAAUCAAUGGACGAUGUGCAAAUGUUGUCGGCUGACGAUCUUGUCCCUGAACUGGAUCGAAGAGAUCGGCCAAUCCCAGGCCUGGAACGACCUGCCGCUUCCAAUCCUGCUCUGAGUGGCGAGUUUAACGGCGGGAUUGGCAGCUUGGAUGAGGUAGACACUGGCUCGCUGAGAGAGGAAUCUAUGCGAUUCUCUGAAUCCGCUUGCGAGAGGUUGCAGAACAGAUUCGAAUUUCUCCACAAGGAUCUCAUGUCGCUCCGCAAACAGCGAUUUGAACUUGCUGGUGUGGAAGUCGAAGCAGCUCCUGUCACCAUCAAAGCGACACAGAGCGACUUGGUCCCUAGCAUUGACGGCUUGAUUAAUCCCACAACAACGUUGGAAAUCAACAAGAUGGAGCGCCUGAUUGCCCAACAACAGCUUCAGAUUGACCGCUUGAAGCUCGAGGUCCAAUUUGCAACUCAGGAUGCCGCAUUUUGGCUCGAAGAAUGUAACCACUACGUUUGGUUCCUCCGCAAGAUACCCAAAGCUCCACGGCCACCUAUCUACACAGUGCCGAAGCAGACCGGCCGUGUAUCUCUUGUCCAAUAUGCGAAGGGCUGGCUGGGUGCAAUUGGGAUGAUGUUCUCGUCGAGCGGCCCUGAAGCCAAGGAUACAGAGGUCGCCUCACAUCUGAUCGACCGACUUGUGGACGAGAUAGACCGCCUGGUCUUGCAAGACUGA
Zasmidium cellare ATCC 36951 is the source of this 1317-nucleotide messenger RNA. RefSeq lists its product as uncharacterized. The record is from RefSeq and is a predicted model, not a curated record. Gene Ontology annotation, molecular function: DNA-binding transcription factor activity, RNA polymerase II-specific; RNA polymerase II transcription regulatory region sequence-specific DNA binding. Gene Ontology annotation, cellular component: nucleus. Gene Ontology annotation, biological process: regulation of transcription by RNA polymerase II. The transcript has a single exon. Lineage: Eukaryota; Fungi; Ascomycota; Dothideomycetes; Mycosphaerellales; Mycosphaerellaceae. Bases 1 to 1317 code for a protein of 438 amino acids.